Molecule: messenger RNA, 6313 nt
Organism: Psammomys obesus (fat sand rat)
Lineage: Eukaryota; Metazoa; Chordata; Mammalia; Rodentia; Muridae
Gene: Myo5b
Product: myosin VB
Exons: 41
Coding region: 346-5943 (1865 amino acids)
Biological process (GO): vesicle transport along actin filament; actin filament organization
Cellular component (GO): vesicle; myosin complex; actin cytoskeleton
Molecular function (GO): actin filament binding; microfilament motor activity; ATP binding
Source: RefSeq, a predicted model, not a curated record
GGGAGGCGCGGGCCGUCCGUCCCUCCCUCCCUCGCCGCGCGCCUCCUCCCCGUACCUGAGCCGGGAGCGCGGCGCGCCACCUCCCCGCCCUCCCGCCGGCGCUGCCGCCGCCGCCCUGGGAGUAAAGGUCGCGCGGGCCGGAGCGAGCGAGCGAGCGGGCGUCGGCGCCAGUGGGUCGGUCCACCCGAGAGAGGAGCGCGGAGGAACUGGGACCGGUCCGGGAGGAUUGCUCCAGCGGUGCCCCGAGAUCGCGGGGCGGGAGCGAGGAAGCCGGGCGGGCCCCAGCGCGCACCCGGAGCCAGCGUCCCGCCAGGCGCCCGGGGCUCCGGCCGGGCCGGCGGGGUCAUGUCGUACAGCGAGCUCUACAGCCGGUACACAAGGGUCUGGAUCCCUGACCCAGAUGAAGUGUGGCGCUCUGCCGAAUUAACCAAGGACUACAAAGAGGGAGAUAAGAGCCUGCAGCUCAGGCUGGAAGAUGACACAAUUCGAGAAUACCCAAUCGAUGUCCAAGCUAACCAGGUGCCAUUCUUGCGGAACCCGGAUAUCUUAGUAGGAGAAAAUGACCUCACUGCCCUCAGCCAUCUCCAUGAGCCCGCAGUUCUGCAUAACUUAAAGGUCCGUUUCCUGGAAUCCAACCACAUCUACACCUAUUGUGGUAUUGUGCUUGUUGCCAUUAAUCCAUAUGAGCAGCUGCCAAUCUAUGGACAGGAUGUCAUCUACGCCUACAGUGGCCAAAAUAUGGGUGACAUGGACCCCCACAUCUUUGCUGUGGCAGAAGAAGCCUACAAGCAGAUGGCCAGAGAUGAAAAGAACCAAUCCAUCAUAGUGAGCGGAGAGUCUGGAGCAGGAAAGACGGUGUCAGCCAAGUAUGCCAUGCGCUAUUUUGCCACAGUUGGUGGUUCAGCCAGUGAUACCAACAUUGAAGAGAAGGUUCUGGCAUCCAGUCCCAUCAUGGAGGCCAUUGGGAAUGCCAAGACCACUCGCAAUGACAACAGCAGCCGCUUUGGGAAGUACAUUGAGAUUGGCUUUGAUAAAAAGUAUCACAUCAUUGGGGCCAACAUGAGAACCUACUUGCUGGAGAAGUCCAGAGUGGUCUUUCAGGCAGAAGAUGAGAGGAAUUACCACAUCUUUUACCAGCUCUGUGCUGCUGCCAGCCUUCCUGAAUUUAAAGAGCUUGCUUUAACAUGUGCAGAGGACUUCUUCUACACAUCCCAUGGAGGGAGCACGGCUAUCGAGGGUGUCGAUGAUGCAGAAGAUUUUGAGAAGACUCGACAGGCCUUCACGCUGCUUGGAGUGCGGGAGUCUCAUCAAAUAAGCAUCUUUAAGAUAAUUGCCUCCAUCUUGCACCUUGGAAGUGUGGAGAUUCAGGCUGAGCGUGAUGGGGAUUCCUGCAGCAUACCCCCCGAGGAUGAGCACUUGAGCGACUUCUGCCGCCUGCUAGGAAUAGAACACAGUCAGAUGGAGCACUGGCUGUGCCAUCGCAAGCUGGUCACCACCUCAGAGACCUACGUCAAGACCAUGUCCCUGCAGCAGGUGGUGAACGCACGUGAUGCCCUGGCCAAGCACAUCUAUGCGCAGCUGUUCUCCUGGAUCGUGGACCACAUCAACAAGGCCCUGCACACCUCCCUCAAGCAGCACUCCUUCAUUGGGGUCCUGGACAUCUACGGCUUUGAGACCUUCGAGAUCAACAGCUUUGAGCAGUUUUGUAUCAACUAUGCCAAUGAAAAACUCCAGCAACAGUUCAAUUCGCAUGUGUUCAAGCUGGAGCAAGAAGAAUACAUGAAGGAGCAGAUCCCAUGGACCUUGAUUGACUUUUAUGAUAACCAACCUUGUAUAGACCUCAUAGAAGCAAAGCUGGGUAUCCUGGACCUAUUGGAUGAAGAGUGUAAGGUCCCCAAAGGAACUGAUCAGAACUGGGCCCAGAAGCUCUACGAGCGACACUCCAGCUGCCAGCACUUCCAGAAGCCACGCAUGUCCAACACAUCCUUCAUUGUCAUCCACUUUGCAGAUAAGGUGGAGUACCUUUCGGAUGGUUUUCUGGAGAAAAAUAGGGAUACAGUGUAUGAAGAACAGAUCAACAUCCUGAAGGCCAGCAAGUUCCCACUAGUGGCUGACUUGUUCCAUGAUGACAAGGACUCUGUUCCUGCCACCAAUACAGCUAAGAGUCGAUCAUCUUCAAAGAUCCACGUUCGCUCUUCCAGACCCCUCAUGAAGGUGGCCAACAAGGAGCACAAGAAAUCCGUGGGUUACCAGUUCCGCACUUCCCUAAACCUGCUUAUGGAGACCUUGAAUGCCACAACGCCACACUAUGUGCGAUGCAUCAAGCCAAAUGAUGAAAAGCUUCCCUUCCACUUCGACCCGAAGAGAGCUGUGCAGCAACUCAGAGCCUGCGGAGUAUUGGAGACCAUUCGGAUCAGCGCCGCCGGCUACCCAUCCAGAUGGACCUACCAUGACUUCUUCAACCGGUAUCGGGUGCUGAUGAAGAAGAGAGAGCUUGCCAACACUGACAAGAAGAGUAUCUGCAAGUCCGUCCUGGAGAGCCUCAUCAAGGAUCCAGACAAGUUCCAGUUUGGCCGCACCAAGAUCUUCUUCCGGGCAGGCCAGGUGGCCUACCUGGAGAAGCUUCGGGCAGACAAGUUCCGGGAAGCUACUAUCAUGAUCCAGAAGACAGUCAGGGGCUGGCUGCAGAAAGUGAAGUACCGUAGGCUGAAGACGGCGACCUUAACCCUGCAGAGGUUCCACAGAGGAUACCUAGCCCGCAGGCUGGCGGAGCACCUGCGGAGAACCCGUGCAGCCAUAGUGUUCCAGAAGCAGUACCGCAUGCAGAGAGCCCGCCUGGCCUACCGCAGGGUCUGCAGUGCUGCAGUCAUCAUCCAGUCCUUCACGCGGGCCAUGUUUGUGCGUAGAAACUACCGCCAGGUCCUCAGGGAGCACAAAGCCGCCAUCAUCCAGAAGUAUGCCCGGGGCUGGAUGGCACGAAGACAUUUCCAGCGGCAGCGGGAUGCAGCCAUUGUCAUCCAGUGUGCCUUCCGGAGGCUCAAGGCCAAACAGGAGCUGAAGGCCCUCAAGAUCGAGGCCCGCUCUGCCGAGCACUUGAAACGCCUCAACGUGGGCAUGGAGAACAAAGUCGUGCAGCUACAGCGGAAGAUUGAUGACCAGAACAAAGAGUUCAAGACUCUGUCAGAGCAGUUGUCUGCAGUCACCUCCACACAUGCCAUGGAGGUGGAGAAGCUAAAGAAGGAGCUGGCACAUUACCAGCAGAACCAGGAGGCUGAUACCAGCAUGCAGCUGCAGGAGGAGGUACAGAGCCUGCGCUGUGAGCUACAGAAGGCUCAGUCAGAGCGCAGGGUCCUAGAGGAUGCGCACAAGGAGAAUGGCGAGCUGAGAAAGCGAGUUGCAGACCUGGAACAUGAAAAUGCCCUCUUGAAGGAUGAGAAAGAACACCUUAACAACCAAAUCCUGCGCCAGUUGAAAGCUGAAUCUUCACAGAGCUCUGUGGAAGAGAACCUCCAGAUGAAGAAGGAGCUGGAGGAAGAACGGUCCAGGUACCAGAACCUCGUGAAAGAAUACUCCCAGCUGGAGCAGAGAUAUGAGAACCUGCGGGACGAGGUGACCAUCCUAAAGCAAACUCCGGGCCACAGGAAGAACCCAUCAAAUCAAAGCAGCUUAGAAUCUGACUCCAACUACCCUUCCAUUUCCACUUCAGAGAUCGGAGACACUGAGGAUGCCCUUCAGCAGGUAGAGGAUAUUGGUGUAGAGAAGGCAGCCAUGGACAUGACCGUCUUCCUGAAGCUGCAGAAGAGAGUGCGGGAACUUGAGCAGGAGAGGAAGAAGCUGCAGGUACAGCUAGAAAAGGAGCACCAGGACAGCAAGAAAGGGCAGGGUGUUGGCAGUUCACCUCAUGAUCAAUGGGGACGACUCUCUGUGGCACUGGUGGAACAACAAAACAAUGGCAUAGAUGUGGACCAGGAUGCAGAUCUAGCCUACAACAGUCUGAAGAGACAAGAGCUUGAGUCAGAGAACAAGAAGCUGAAGAAUGACCUGAAUGAGCUGAGGAAAGCUGUAGCCGACCAAGCCAUGCAGGAUAACUCUACCCACAGCUCCCCAGACAGUUACAGCCUCCUCCUGAACCAGCUCAAGCUGGCCAAUGAGGAGCUUGAAGUCCGCAAAGAGGAGGUGCUCAUCCUCAGGACCCAGAUUGUGAACGCUGACCAGCGCCGGCUGGCCGGCAAGGCCACGGAGCCAAACAUCAAUGCCAGGACAAGUUGGCCCAACAGUGAAAAGCACGUGGACCAAGAAGAUGCCAUUGAGGCCUAUCAUGGGGUCUGCCAGACCAACAGCCAGACUGAGGAUUGGGGACAUUUGAAUGAAGAUGGAGAACUCGGCUUGGCUUACCAAGGCCUAAAACAAGUUGCCAGGUUGCUGGAGGCACAGCUGCAGGCCCAGAGCCUGGAACACGAGGAGGAGGUGGAGCGCCUCAAGGCCCAGGUGGAGGCCCUGAAGGAGGAGAUGGACAAACAGCAGCAGACCUUCUGCCAGACCCUGCUGCUCUCCCCAGAGGCCCAGGUGGAAUUUGGAGUCCAGCAGGAGAUAUCUCGGCUGACCAAUGAGAACCUGGAUUUCAAGGAAUUGGUAGAAAAGCUGGAAAAGAAUGAGAGGAAGCUGAAGAAGCAGCUGAAGAUUUACAUGAAGAAGGUCCAGGACUUAGAAGCUGCCCAGGCACUGGCACAGAGCGACCGGAGGCACCAUGAACUCACAAGACAGGUCACAGUCCAGCGAAAAGAGAAGGACUUCCAGGGCAUGCUUGAGUACCACAAAGAGGACGAAGCCAUCCUCAUCCGGAACCUGGUGACAGACCUGAAGCCUCAGACGCUGUCCGGUACCGUGCCCUGCCUGCCUGCAUACAUACUCUACAUGUGCAUCAGGCACGCGGAUUACACCAACGAUGACCUCAAGGUGCACUCGCUGCUGAGCUCCACCAUCAACGGCAUUAAGAAGGUCCUCAAGAAGCACAAUGAUGACUUUGAGAUGACAUCAUUCUGGUUAUCCAACACCUGCCGCUUCCUUCACUGUUUGAAGCAGUACAGUGGGGAUGAGGGUUUCAUGACGCAGAACACUGCGAAGCAGAACGAGCACUGUCUCAAGAACUUUGACCUCACUGAAUACCGCCAGGUGCUGAGCGACCUUUCCAUUCAGAUCUAUCAGCAGCUCAUCAAAAUUGCAGAGGGCUUGUUACAACCUAUGAUAGUGUCUGCCAUGUUGGAAAAUGAGAGUAUCCAGGGGCUGUCUGGCGUGAGGCCAACUGGCUACCGGAAGCGCUCCUCCAGCAUGGUGGACGGAGAGAACUCAUACUGCCUGGAGGCCAUCAUCCGCCAGAUGAACUCUUUCCAUACUGUCAUGUGCGACCAGGGCUUGGACCCCGAGAUUAUCCUGCAGGUGUUCAAACAGCUCUUCUACAUGAUCAACGCUGUGACUCUCAACAACCUGCUCCUGAGGAAAGAUGCCUGCUCUUGGAGCACAGGCAUGCAGCUCAGGUACAACAUAAGUCAGCUUGAAGAGUGGCUUCGGGGAAAAAACCUUCACCAGAGCGGAGCAGUUCAGACCAUGGAACCUUUGAUCCAGGCAGCCCAGCUUCUCCAGCUGAAGAAGAAGAGCCAUGAGGAUGCCGAGGCCAUCUGCUCUCUGUGCACCUCCCUCAGCACCCAGCAGAUUGUCAAAAUUUUAAACCUUUACACUCCCUUGAAUGAGUUUGAAGAACGGGUGACAGUGUCCUUUAUACGGACAAUCCAGGCCCAGCUGCAGGAGAGGAAUGAUCCCCAGCAGCUCCUGCUAGACUCCAAACACAUGUUUCCUGUCCUGUUUCCAUUCAAUCCAUCUUCUCUGACCAUGGACUCAAUUCAUAUCCCGGCAUGUCUCAACCUGGAGUUUCUCAACCAAGUCUGAGGAUGCAUGUUUCCAAGCAAGCAAGAGGGAAGCACAUGCUGUCAGCCGAGAGAAUUCUAGAUCUGUUGAAGGUGCCCACUGUAGAUCAGACCACAGUUAGAGAGCCUGUGGAGAGAACCAAACUAAACCAAGCAAUGCACAUUUGUCAUUAGUUUUUGUACAUGCUGCUCAGAAAACACUUGAAAUGUAGAAGAUUGUUAAAGCUUUGGUUUCAGGUUAAACAAAGACACGUCCUACUGAAUAGCCACUUCGUAGCUCCAGACGCCAUAUAAAAAUGCCAGUUCUACAGAGUGGAAGUGCCUAGCUUUGGUCUUUGUAUAUAACUGGAGAAUGUCCAAACUAAGACAAUAUUAAAAAUACAUGAUAUAAA